This is a messenger RNA of Mesitornis unicolor (brown roatelo), 527 nucleotides long. RefSeq names its product linker for activation of T cells family, member 2 (gene LAT2). Gene Ontology annotation, biological process: B cell activation; B cell receptor signaling pathway; calcium-mediated signaling. The record is from RefSeq and is a predicted model, not a curated record. The transcript is spliced from 9 exons. The annotation marks the transcript as partial. NCBI's taxonomy places the organism in Eukaryota, Metazoa, Chordata, Aves, Mesitornithiformes, Mesitornithidae. Gene Ontology annotation, cellular component: plasma membrane.
AUGGCGCAGCUGGAGCUGCUGUGGGUGGCCGCCAUGCUGAUGUUGCUGGGGGCCACUGUCAGCCUCUGUGUCAAGUGCCAGCUCUCUGGUACCAAGCGAGAGAAGCACCCGAGUGAGCGGGAGAGCCAGAAGACCACCAAGGAGCUCAGUGCCUCCUGCCGCCCUGGAUAUGGGAGCAGGACCCAGCCCAGGUACCAGAAUUUCCUGACAGAGAACUGCCUGCGAGGGGAUGGGGAUGGGGAUGCUACCUACGUGGAGCCCAUAUCUCUGGAUUUCUACAACCGUGCCCGGUUCUUCAUACCACCCAGCGAGAAAGAGGAGGAUUCCCAUUCCUAUGAAAAUGUCAUCAUUGGAGUGUCUCACGGCUCCGAUCCAGAUGACACUGCAGACUAUGAGAACAGCGUGGCAAUAGACGUAUGGAAACUCCAGCAAGCGGAAGUGCUGCAGCCAGCCAGCCUGGAUGAUGACGAGCCAGACUACGUCAACACGGCCCCUGUAUCAGGUCCUGCCACUCUGUCAAAGCAAAG